AUGUCCAACCGAGUGGUCUGCCGGGAAGCCAGUCACGCCGGGAGCUGGUACACAGCCUCAGGACCUCAGCUGAAUUCACAGCUAGAAGGCUGGCUUUCACAAGUACAGUCUACAAAAAGACCUGCUAGAGCCAUUAUUGCACCCCAUGCAGGAUAUACGUACUGUGGGUCUUGUGCUGCCCAUGCUUACAAACAAGUGGAUCCAUCAAUUACCCGGAGAAUUUUUAUCCUCGGGCCUUCUCAUCAUGUGCCCCUUUCUCGAUGUGCACUUUCCGGUGUGGAUAUAUAUAGAACACCUCUAUAUGACCUUCGUAUUGACCAAAAAAUUUACGGAGAACUGUGGAAAACAGGAAUGUUUGAACGCAUGUCUCUGCAGACAGAUGAAGAUGAACACAGUAUUGAAAUGCAUUUGCCUUAUACAGCUAAAGCCAUGGAAAGCCAUAAGGAUGAGUUUACCAUUAUUCCUGUACUGGUUGGAGCUCUGAGUGAGUCAAAAGAACAGGAAUUCGGAAAACUCUUCAGUAAAUACCUAGCGGAUCCUAGUAAUCUCUUUGUGGUUUCUUCUGAUUUCUGCCACUGGGGUCAAAGGUUCCGUUACAGUUACUAUGAUGAAUCCCAGGGGGAGAUUUAUAGAUCCAUUGAACAUCUAGAUAAAAUGGGCAUGAGUAUUAUAGAGCAAUUAGAUCCUGUAUCUUUUAGCAAUUACUUGAAGAAAUACCAUAAUACAAUAUGUGGAAGACAUCCCAUUGGGGUGUUACUAAACGCUAUCACGGAGCUUCAGAAGAAUGGAAUGAAUAUGAGUUUUUCCUUUUUGAAUUAUGCCCAGUCAAGCCAGUGUAGAAGCUGGCAAGACAGUUCAGUGAGUUAUGCAGCGGGAGCACUCACGGUCCACUGA
Elephantulus edwardii (Cape elephant shrew) is the source of this 894-nucleotide messenger RNA. Its product is annotated as protein MEMO1-like. The coding region runs from base 1 to 894 and encodes 297 amino acids. The record is from RefSeq and is a predicted model, not a curated record. Lineage: Eukaryota; Metazoa; Chordata; Mammalia; Macroscelidea; Macroscelididae. The transcript has a single exon.